AACAAAAAGGGAAAGAUAAAUCAAAAACACUAAAAACUCCUCAAAUUGCUGGGGCUCCUCAUAAUUAUGUCACAUCUAUGAUUUUAAAUUCUUGGAGUGGGUCUCUCAAGCUAUGGUUCCUUGUUAGAAGGAAAUUCCAAAUGCAAGUUACUGGCAAUUUUUGAAAUUGGACUGCUUUCUUUUGCACUGGGCAUAGAAGGAGGCCAUGUUAUGCUACUGGCUAUCGACCAGCAUUUCAAAUUUAGCGCAGGAACACAUCAGCUUGAUUUAAAUUUUGUACAUGUUGUGUACGUAUUGUAACUAGUGUUUUUCAAACCUCCAGUGGUUUUGGUCAUACCUCUAAAUGACUAUAUGCACAGGGCUGGCUGAUUUGAUCUGGAGUCAAUGCAUGAAUCCUCUGAGUGUUCAACAAGAAGAAGUCAGGGCAACAAUGAUUAAAUACAUGCCACAGAAUCAGACCCUAUGUGUUGACUGUAAUACGCAAGGAGCUUUCCAAAUGUUCAGCCUCAAGUCAUUGGAAUUGGAUUUUAGUGGUUUCGCUACAGGCUUUAAUCUUAACUUUGGUUCCUUGAUUGUGGGUUGAGUAUCUUUUAUGAUGACGUCAAAUGUAAAAUGUUCUUGGGCAUGCUGUCGCUUAUUCUUCAAAAACUGUCUCAAGCUGGAUUUCAAGUUCUGAAUCAUCCACACCGAUUUUACGUUCAGGCAAUGAAAGCCGGGCUUUCGCAUAUCGAGAUCGUUGCACCUCACGCGGCUCAAAUGGCAGAGGCUUUGUUGAAUGUUGGACUAGAGAAAAAUUCGAGGUCUUUCCUGAUUUCUUGCAUCAAGGAUGAAGGAGCCAAUUUAAACUUUGUUGAGAGAUGGGCAUGGCAGCAAGUAGUCAACUUCACUGGGUGAAAAUCUUUGCAACAUCCUUUUCGAUCACUCGUGCCAAGAAAUGGAGCGACAGCUGCACUGUCAACGCUCAACGAACACUCGAAACUCAACGAACGUCAACGAAGGCUGCAGUUCAUUGCCCUAUCCUCGCCGCCAGCUGGAACAAUUCUACCGGAAUAGGAAAUCUGAAAUUGAGAGUCUCAGUUCCUCUGUCAAAGCAGCUGAAGUUCUUUUGGUUGACCAACUGGUCUAUGCGUCCGUCACGGAGUUAUGGGCAGAAGAAAAAGGCACAACAAACCAACGUGACAUUCAAACUUAUCCACCUCCAUCACUGUAUGUUUUGCUAUCGGCAUAUUUAAGGCCGGACGUGGACGACGUUUCGAAACAUCGUCUAGUUCAAUACGUCUUUAUGGAUUUGACGUGGAUCUAUGGCCGUCACGCCCAUUACGGAAACAUUUUGCAACAUCUAGUGACCUUUCCAUCCACCUACACACUUAAGCCCAGCAUGAUCAAAGUGACGCAGGCGUUCAGGCAUUUGGAUCAUCAAAAUUUCGACGACGCUCUUGGAAUGCUACUUGAUCCAUUGGUUCACACGAUGGACAUUACCAAUGCCUAGCAGAGGGCUAUCCUUCGUGCGUUUCUCUACCAGGACAAGCAUAAACACACGUUGAAAUGCGCUACGUUGCGACGGCCUGUCUGUCCCGAGUUGGAAGACAUCCAGCUCCAUCUGACGAUCCUGAUCGCCAAUGGUUUGAUCAGUGACGCACUGAGUUACAUCAGACGCAAUCGCAAUCAGCGCAGCAGCGUCGAAUUGAUGCAGCAUUUGCUCAACGGAUAUCAAGAAAUGCGCAAAGUCAGCGUUCUGUGAACUUUACCACUGUCUGAAGAGGAGGAAGAUCACGUGACUAACUUCUUGAAACAAAGGCGAAACAUUGACCUGCAAGAAGCUUUGCUCCUCUUUUACAUUCAACGCUGUAAAUAUCCAGAGGCCAUUGCCUACAGUCAACGUUUGAAUCAAAUGUGGCCGGCACGUGACACCAAUUCCAGGGAACGAUUCAACCGUCGUGAAAUGCUGGUGCAGACAUUGAUUGGUGCUCUGCCGCCCAUCACAUGCAAAUUAGCUGCCAUCGCCAAUUCUCGUCCACCCACUUCAGCGGCAUCGGCUGGUGGUUCGAAAUUCCCGCGGCCACUUUCCGUUUCUGUAUUGCCGGCCACAUCCAAAAUCCAAUCGAGUGGAUCCAAUUUCUUCCAGACAGUGAUUGAACAAUGGCGAGCCACUUGGCUUAUUGAACAGAAGCUUCACGAAGAAGUUCAAACGCCAUUGAGGCCUAGGAAACGCAAAUUGGACGAUCCAGAGGCUGUGCUGCAUCGGGAUGAAAAUCAGCCGGAAACGACUCCAUUUUUAUGCAACAUUGUACAACCAGCUCAGCGCAACAUAACCUUAGGCAUGUCGUUGUGCUCUCCUUCGCCUAGAGGCGCUCCAGAUUCAAUGGACAUAACGUCCGUCACGGAACAAGAUGCGGAUGAAAGUCAAUCGAGACAAGGAAAACGGCCACGAUUCUCCCUAUUUCCUAAAGCUAUUGCAGCAAUGAAAACGGAUGCAGAAGUUGUUUCUGUUUUGCAAACUCCACCCAUCCGGCGAGCCAGGCCGUGCCAUCCAUCGAUUAGUGAAGCAGAUGGCAGCAUUUCUAGUCGACCCUCAUCCAUUUUGAAAGAUAAGAUGCGACGUUUCAUGAACUUUUCUGCGCUUGAGACUGCCGGACGACCUGCUAGCGAGGCGGAUCCGUCGGAAUUAGAAACGGAAAUGGAGGUAUCAACAGCAUCAGCCAAGCAAUUACGUUUCCGUCUGCCACAACCACAAGAUGCUGCCUCACCUCCACUGGACAUUUCCGAAAUUGCGGCCGUCUCCUCAGUACAGGAAGACGAUGACGUGGAAGUCGUGACGGAUGCCCAGCACUCUAAUCAGCAUAGUCUUGUAGUGGGAGAAGAUUCCCAGUUUUGAAGAUGAUAGCGAAUCUGGUGCUCCCUUUGUUCCAGAGGUUGUACAAGUUGAAGAAAAACAGUUGCAAGAAGAACUUCCUGGUCCUUUACCUGUUGAGAAAUUGAUCUCUGUUGGAGAAAUUUCCAGUUGUGGCAUGGAACUAACCAACAAAGAUUUGCCUGUUGAGAAGAUAAUCUUCAAUGAAAAAAUUUCGAGUUGUUGCAUGGAACUAACUAACAUAGCAAGCACAUCUAUCCAUCCCAUCAUUGUGUCCGAGUCAGCUGUGCCGGAUGAUGAGGUGGAGGUGGAGGAGGCACCGACGUUAGCUGUUCUCUCGAACUUCUGAACUGGACAUCAUUUCAGAGGAAGCUGCUGCAGCCGCUGAAACAGUGGCAUCGAAUAUGAAACGGGGCCGGGAAGAUGCGUCAGAAGCAAGCUUAAAUCAGGCUGGCCCGUCUCAACCAACUGAAGAAGGUGAAGAUGAAGAAGAGAAUGGAGAAUCCAAUGAAUCAAGUCAAAAGACGAUUCAAACAAAGCGAGUGGUUCGCAAUAAAAGGAGAAAGAAGACGGAAGAAGUGGAAGUAACAGAAGAAUUACGUUUUGCUCCUGCAUCUCGUCCACCACCCAAAAGUCUUCCAAAACGAGAUCCUGUCAUGAAAUCCCGAACAGCGGUCCGACGUUCGAUGAGAUUAGAUAAAUAAGUUACCAACAAAAAAUGAAAACAGAAGAUUUUCAGGGAAGAUAUCUUUAUUACAACACCAGCAGGAAGCCAAUACCAGUCAAAGUGGUGCAGACGGUUGAAUAAUCAACUCGUCAUCAAGACCAUUAACACCAAUAGCGAACGAGUACGGAGUGCAAAAAUCAAGUGGAUUGGUUUCUGCUGGAUUUGCACAACGGAUCUCUACCGUCAAUCGCCCUGGAUCUCGUGCUGGCACGGCUACCUCAGGAACCAAUGCUAUGAGAGCAGUCACAGCUUACAGUCAUAAUACGGCAACAGCUGACCGACCAACAACUCAGCAAGGACUGGGAGGUUUAAAAGCAGCUUCACGUGGACUCCCUCAAAGGCAAAUACAAGACAAAUCUUAUUGUACGAAAUAGUAGUUUGAAAUGAGAAUCGCUAAUGAUCAAUAAUGAAAGUCUGUCGUUGAUUAAAUCUGGGAGUCUUGCGGGCCAAAAUGACGGAGGUGAAUGCAGAAAUGGGAAAACUUACCAAGGGCAUUGAGAAAAAUAACAAGGAAUUGCAAAGUCUACCUUCGUUGGAAAAGCGAGUGAAAGAAAUGGCUACGGAAAUAACAGGUAGAUUUGCAGAGCCACGCUGCUGAUUUGAAUUUACUUCAGAAAAAGAUCACCAUCAGUAGUGACGCCUCGCAAAUGGAAAGAGAACUUCAAUCGUUACUGAUUCAAAACGAACGCGAAGCUCACGAAGCCGAAGAUAUAUUUGAGAUUGUCAAAGCAGUUUAGGAGAAAAUUGCAUCGUUAGAAUGGGAGAUUCAAACGGAAAAUGAUGAAGCAGAGAAAUAUGUCACAUUUUUAGCACCAGCUAGUGCUAUUAUUUAUAUGCGAACUUGUUUCCCUCCGGACCGUCCCAAAAAUCCCAAGAACCUAGGCGAGUCUCACUGCCUCCAUGUUUGGGUC
Molecule: messenger RNA, 4489 nt
Organism: Daphnia carinata
Lineage: Eukaryota; Metazoa; Arthropoda; Branchiopoda; Diplostraca; Daphniidae
Product: protein ELYS-like
Source: RefSeq, a predicted model, not a curated record